AUGGAUGGGACUGCUGAUGCCAAACCCGAGCCGACAGACGCGGCUGCGUCCAAAGUUUCAGAGCCUCAGGUGGCGGGCAAUCCAACUCCCACAGGCGAGGAUGCGAAGCCCUCAUCCACCGAGCCAGUGACGCCGGCACCAAAGGCUGUCAAGAAAAGGGCUGCCUCGGAUGGCGCUGCGGCCACCAAAGCUGCAAAGCGACAGAAGGUGGAGCUCACGGUUGGUGACAAAGGCGUUUUCUUCACGACCGUGAACACAGGCGGUGCUGCCAACGCAAAACGCGACCUUCAGAACCUGCUUGAGGAUGCGCAGGGUGCCGAUCCGAAAACGGCCAGGAAAGAGGAAACCUCGCCCCCGGGCAAGCCGAAGUUUGUGCCGUGCACAGAGGCGGGAAAGGGUAGCGGACUUCUCAAGCUGGUCUCCGACUCGCCGGAGCCCUCCAAGGCAAGCUUCAAUCUGUGCCCUCUGUGCACCCCAACAGCAAUGGCUGUGGAAGACAUUUGCAAGAACGACGAGGAGGAUCGUUGCGAGGGGAAUUCUGAGCUCCCGGACCUAUUGGAGCUGAUUGAAGUGGCCGAGAGCUCCACCGAGGAUGUCGCCCGAUUCGCAGAAGUGCUGCGGCAGGUCGGCCGUCGCGUGAAAGCGAGCCCAGAAGACCGGGAUUUGCUGAGCGACUUCGAAGGCAUCUCUCAGAUCUGUGAUGCCUUAAGUAAGGAGCCUCAUCAGUGGCAGGGAGAGGCAAUGCUGGCAUUCUGCCGGACGAUGCCCGACGUUUGCCGAACGAGUGUUGUGAAUCGUGCCUCACUCCGCGAUGCUGGAUUUCUGGCAGCUUGUAUUCGCCUGCUGCAUGGGGCAGCAUGCAAGAAAGACGAAGCAACAGCGGUGGCCGCGAGCACAGCCCUUGCUGCACUGUGCACCGCCAGCGAUGCCAACAAGCAGAUGGCAAUGGUUGCACACGAGGAGCCUUGUUCCGAGCAGAGUGGUCAACAUGGAGUGCUCCGUGUGCUGCUCGAUGUUCUGGAGAUGUUUCCCGACUCUGCGCAAGCACAAGCUGAGUCCAUGGCCGCGCUGCGGUCUCUGGUUGUGGAUGAUGACACCAGAAAAGCUGAAAUAGCACCUUCAGCUCUAGAAAACCGUGAGUUGCUACUCGGCGACGAGCUGUACCCAGAGGUAAAGCGUGUAGUGCAGAAUGCAUGCCAGCUUUCGCAGCACCAUCCGCAGAUUGUGAAGCUUGGCGAGCAAGCUUUGCUGCUUCUCCGUGAGAUUGCGAGAGGCCACGAUCGCAUACAGGAGAUCGCGAAGCCAAGCAACAAGCUUCUGGCAUUCGUACAAAAAUCGAUGGAAUCUUCGGAACCUCGCAUCGUUCGUGCAGCGAUGGCCGUGCUGCGAGCGUUCGCACUUUGCGAAGAUGUUCGAGACGAGCUUUCUUUGCAACUGGCCCGCAUUCAAGCGCAUUGA
This is a messenger RNA of Symbiodinium sp. CCMP2592, 1458 nucleotides long. The record is from the annotation of a GenBank genome assembly. NCBI's taxonomy places the organism in Eukaryota, Dinophyceae, Suessiales, Symbiodiniaceae.